AUGACAAGAUUUCAUCCUUACCAUGGGCAGAACAUUUGCCUUCUCCGUGACAACAUGGUGGCAUACAGAGAAACAAGCUUUGCACAUGCAAUAACAUUCAGUGAAAAGCCCCUUAGACCAGGAGAUAUAUUCCUUGUUGAAAUAGAGAAGAACGAACGUGGGUGGAGUGGGCACAUGAGGAUAGGACUAACGCAAUUCAAUCCCGCUGAUCACUUUGAAUUACCACAGUAUGCACUUCCAGAUCUCCAUAACAUGGGCAAAUCAUGGAUAUUUGCUGUGACUAAAUCUCAUAACAAAGUCAUGUUGGAUGAGGAGGGGGACACUGAUAAUGGUGAUGAACCGUACCAGUCCGUCAUAGGUGAGACGGACAUCAUACAGACCCCGCAAGGCUCGUUUAGUCACAGCUUAUUGUUACCUUUAAAACAACUGUUUCCUUUAAAUAAAAGUAGAAAUAAUUCAUAUAAUGUGCCCAAAAAGAAUUUGUUGGCAACAGAUGUGGGCAGUAGGAUUGGUAUAAUGUAUAAAGUGAACGGUGACACGGCCGAAAUGAGGUUCAUAAUCAAUGGGGAGGAUCAGGGGCCAUGCGCUCGCUACAUUCCUUACCAAGAGGGAAACCUUCAUGCAGUUGUAGACGUCUAUGGAACCACCAAACAAGUGCGAAUUGUUCAGCUUUAUGGAGGGGUUGUCAGUAAUUACUUUGUCAGGAACUCAGUUGUCAGUAAUUCAAAGUGUCAGGAAUUUAGGUUGUCAGGAAUUUAA
Molecule: messenger RNA, 759 nt
Organism: Magallana angulata
Lineage: Eukaryota; Metazoa; Mollusca; Bivalvia; Ostreida; Ostreidae
Product: neuralized-like protein 2
Exons: 2
Coding region: 1-759 (252 amino acids)
Molecular function (GO): ubiquitin protein ligase activity
Source: RefSeq, a predicted model, not a curated record